GCCAGGGAGGAGAAGCGAUUCAAGGAAGAGCUGGAGGCUUCAAGGAGGGAGGUGGAAGAAAGGGAGAAUGCCUUGGAGAUGAUUAAGAAGGAGAAGGAAAAGGCUGACACCAAGGCUCAAGACCAAGAUGAACAGAUCCUGGCCCUGAAGGCCCGUCUCCAAUCUGAGGAGGUCCAGAUGCAGAACGAUGCCGCGGGAGCCGCGUUUGCUCUGCAGCCUGUCUUGAAUGACCUGAAGGACAGAUAUAAGAGAUACAAAAACAAAUAUGACCUGGCUCGGAUAGAGAAAGAGAACCUAACAAGACGCCAGGAGCAGUGGAAGCAGCAGGAGCAGGACCUGAGGAGAGAGGUGGAUGACCUGAAGGCCAGGCUUAAGAUGGGGGCAGAUGAAUACAAGGCACUCCACAUCCAGUACCAGAAAGCAACCAAGAAACUCGCUGCAAAAGAACCAAAAGUGGAGAAGAAGGCACCACUGGUGGAAGAGGUGCUGACGGAGGUCGCACAACAAUUGAAAGCCACAGAGCUGGAUGCUGCCUCACCAUCAGCAGCAGCAGCAGAGACCAGAGCAGACCAAGGUGGGGACUUUGAAGUGGUCACCAGUAUACCAACCAGUAGCUUGUCCAUUGAAGAACUGCAGGCUCAGUUUGAUGAUUUGGGACAAGAAUUGGAAAAGAGGACCAUGAAGAAAAAGAUGUACAAACAGAAAUUCUUGGAUGAGAGAGAGAAGAAUGACUUCCUGCGUAAGCACUAUGAGGAGGAGCUUCAAAAGAAAACAGCACUGAUUUCUGAUUUGAAUGGCAAAAUUGAAGCCCUGGAAAAAGAUAGUGCUGGAAAUGAAAAGAUGUUGGCGGAAGUGUGCAAUAAACAAAAACUGGAAAUAACUCGUCUAAGUGGGAUGCUGGCUGCAGAAAGAGGCAACAAGACCGCCAGUUACGCCUUGCCACCAGAUGGCUUGCCCAGCCCAGCAACGCCACCUGUGAUAAUGGAGUAUGGGAACCCCUACGCACCUGUUCUCCCUCCAGCCCUUUCGCCAGAAAUAAGGCACCCUGCCAUGGGCAAUCCUUUGUUAGCCGCAGAGAGCACCCUUUUGGACCCGCCCAUGAAACCCGAAAUUCUGCCCUCGGCCAAGGUGGCUGCCGUCAUGGCCGUUCACAAAAAAGAGAGUAGCAGUGAAAAUUCCUCAUCAAGUUCCACAACAGAGGGCGACGACUUUCCUACAGAACAGGACCUGGUGGCGCCCCCUGCUGAGGAGCCCAGCAAGAAGGAUCAAACGGCAGAGGAGGCUGACACACCAGACGGAGAGGAAGAAAAGUAAACUUUUUAUGUUCAUUGUCAUUG
This is a messenger RNA of Lingula anatina, 1337 nucleotides long. RefSeq lists its product as uncharacterized. The record is from RefSeq and is a predicted model, not a curated record. NCBI's taxonomy places the organism in Eukaryota, Metazoa, Brachiopoda, Lingulata, Lingulida, Lingulidae.